GAAUCAUCCCUUCCAGUAGCACCAAUUUCAAUAUUCUAUAAGCAUAACAACUUAUUCAGCGAUGUCACAAUUAUUAGAAUCCUCCUACGGUAAAGCAAACGUCAAAUUCCUCAAAGUUAAGAAGAAUCCAAGCAAUCCAACUGAGCAAGAAGUCUUAGAAGCUAAUGUUCAAGUUUUAUUAAGAGGUGGUUUUGAUGUUUCCUAUACUAAAGCCGAUAACUCUCCAAUUGUUCCUACCGAUACUGUUAAGAACACUAUCUUGGUUGAAGCUAAGAAAACUGAUGUCUGGCCAAUUGAACGUUUUGCUGCUCAUUUAGCUAAACAUUUUUCAUCUAAAUAUGCUCAUGUUAUGGGGGUUGAAGUCAAUAUUGUUCAAGCAAAAUGGUCUCGUUUCAAUGUCAAUGAUGCUCCUCAUCCUCAUUCUUUCAAACACGAAGGUCCAGAAACUAGAAGAGUGUUUUUGGAUUACUGUAAAAGAAAGGAUAAAUUGGUUGUUAAAUCGUCUAUUAAAGACUUAACCGUUUUGAAAUCAACUGGUUCCAUGUUUUACGGUUAUAAUGUAUGUGAUUACACUACUUUGAAACCAACCAAAGAUCGUAUUUUAUCCACCGAUGUUGACGCUUCUUGGACUUAUAGCAGUAAAGCUUUAUCAAACUUUGAAGAUGUUUUCAAACAAGCUGAUGCUGGCUUAUUUGAUAAAACCUACGAAAAUGCUAGAAAAGUUACCUUGGACUUGUUUGCUCUCGAAAACUCUGCAUCUGUUCAAGCUACCAUGUAUAACAUGUCUCAUAAGAUUUUAGAAUUGGUUCCAGAAGUUGAAAAUGUUACUUACAUUUUACCUAACAAACAUUACAUUUUAUUCAAUUUCGAAUGGAAAGGUAUCAAGGAUAAUUCUGAAUUAUUCUACCCAUCCCCAGAUCCAAAUGGUUUAAUCAAGAGUACUGUCGGUAGAAAAGAAUCCGCUAAAUUGUAGAUGUAUAUAAUGGC
Messenger RNA from Hyphopichia burtonii NRRL Y-1933, 987 nucleotides. RefSeq lists its product as uncharacterized. The coding region runs from base 62 to 973 and encodes 303 amino acids. The record is from RefSeq and is a predicted model, not a curated record. Gene Ontology annotation, cellular component: peroxisome. Lineage: Eukaryota; Fungi; Ascomycota; Pichiomycetes; Serinales; Debaryomycetaceae. The transcript has a single exon. Gene Ontology annotation, molecular function: urate oxidase activity. Gene Ontology annotation, biological process: urate catabolic process; purine nucleobase catabolic process.